Messenger RNA from Phytophthora nicotianae INRA-310, 550 nucleotides. RefSeq lists its product as hypothetical. The record is from RefSeq and is a predicted model, not a curated record. Bases 1 to 453 code for a protein of 150 amino acids. The transcript has a single exon. Lineage: Eukaryota; Oomycota; Peronosporomycetes; Peronosporales; Peronosporaceae.
AUGCGUCAGGGUAUCCUCAUGCUGGCGGUUGCAGUAGUUGGCUCGGUAAGCUGCAAUGCUAUCCCGGCGGCCGAGUCGAUGCACACUCAGGUGUCCUUGGCGGCCAAUAUCCAACCCACUGCUGUCGGACAAAAUGAAAUCGCAAGUAGACGGCUUCUAAGGACUGCCGAGACAAGCGAAGAGAGAGGGUACGAGUCUCUAAAGAAAAUUCUACCUUGGACCCAGUCACAUCGGAUCAAGAUUAUUGCGGAGGACGGAAAGACAUUCACCGACGACUUCGUGCACAAAAUGCUGAGCGACAGGAACUAUAUGGACAAAACGUUUGCGUACUGGGCUAAACAAGGAAUUGAAUUGGUUCCCACUCGGAACAUGCUCAGGGACAUGACUAACAAUGACCGAAUGACGCUUCUGACAAAAUAUUCGUAUUUCCUCGAUGGCAAGCCUUAUAGAUAAUGGACUAGACCAGUCCUGUUGUCAGAGACAAGUAAGCUGCUGCAAUCAAGAUCUAGAUAACAUCAAUUCAAAUGAAACGGAACUCGUUAUCCUGGCA